This is a messenger RNA of Protobothrops mucrosquamatus (brown spotted pit viper), 4346 nucleotides long. It is a transcript of the gene ANKRD50, whose product is annotated as ankyrin repeat domain 50. The transcript has 3 exons. Gene Ontology annotation, molecular function: protein binding. Bases 47 to 4303 code for a protein of 1418 amino acids. Lineage: Eukaryota; Metazoa; Chordata; Lepidosauria; Squamata; Viperidae. The record is from RefSeq and is a predicted model, not a curated record.
AAGAUGUGCCCUUGAUUUGGACCUGUCUCAGAAGGUAGUCUGUAAAAUGGCUCAGACCAGCUUGCUGCAGGGGAAACAGUUUUAUUGCAGAGAGUGGGUUUUUCACAAACUACAGCACUGCCUCCAGGAAAAGACAAGCUUCAGCAAUAGCUCUGCCAACAAACCAUCCAUUGUGCUGAAUUCUGGGUCUAAUGCUUGUGUUGUCCCUGGCAAAGGUGCAUCCUGGGGUGUAUUGUUAGUAGGAGGUCCUGGUAGUGGCAAGACAGCAGUUUGCACUGAAUUAUUAUGGCCAAGCUCACCUGCAAACUUACAAAGAAGUUUACAUCACCAAGCACUAGCCUUCCAUUUUUGUAGGGCACAGGACUCUGAUACUCUUUGUGUGGGGAGGUUUAUUAGAGGCUUAGUUGCCCAGAUCUGUCAGAGUGGACUGAUUCAGGGUUACGAGGACAAAGUGAGAGAUCCUGCUGUUCAAAGUCUCCUGCAACCUGGGGAAUGUGAGAGAAACCCUGCUGAAGCUUUUAAAAGGUGCAUUUUGCUUCCACUUCUGGGAACCAAGAGCCCCCAACAAAGUUAUUUUCUCUUGGUGGAUUCAGUAGAUGAGGGGUGCAAUAUUGCUGAAGGUGACCAGACCUCUACAAGCUUAUCUGGAACUAUAGCUGAACUUCUAGCUACUCACUAUGAAUUUUUCCCCCCAUGGUUGCUGCUCCUCUGUUCUGCUCGAAAGCAGAAUAAAGCUGUCACAAAGUUGUUUACAGGCUUUCGAAAAAUAAGUCUUGAUGACCUCAGAAAGGCCUAUAUUGUGAAAGAUGUUCAACAGUAUAUUCUUCAUCGCUUGGAUCAAGAAGAAGCCCUGAGACAACAUCUCACAAAAGAAACUGCAGAAAUGUUGAAUCAGCUUCACAUUAAAAGCAGUGGUUGCUUUCUGUACCUUGAGCGUGUCCUAGAUGGAGUAGUAGAAAAUUUCAUUAUGCUAAGAGAAAUUCGUGAUAUCCCUGGAACGUUAAAUGGACUCUAUCUUUGGCUUUGUCAGAGACUUUUUGUGAGAAAACAGUUUGCAAAAGUCCAACCUAUUCUGAAUGUAAUCCUUGCUGCUUGCAGACCAGUCACAACAACUGAAUUGUUCCAUGCAGUGUGGACCAAAAAUAUGGCAUUGUCUGUGGAGGAUUUCCAGCGCAAACUAGAUGUUCUAUCAAAAGUUCUUGUUGAUGGUCUAGGAAACACAAAGAUCCUUUUUCAUUACAGUUUUGCAGAAUGGUUGUUGGAUGUAAAACAUUGUACACAAAAAUAUUUAUGCAAUGCAGCAGAGGGACAUCGAAUGCUAGCAAUGAGUUAUACAUGUCGAGCCAAGGAUUUAGCACCAUUGGAAGCACAAGAAUUUGCUUUGCAUUUAAUAGAUUCAAAUUUACAAUUGGAAACAUCUGAGUUAGCUUUAUGGAUGAUCUGGAAUGGUACUCCUGUUAAAGAUUCUUUGUUGACGUUGAUCCCCAAAGAGCAGGAAGUUUUACAAUUGCUAGUAAAAGCUGGUGCUCAUGUUAAUAGUGAAGACGACCGGACAUCUUGCAUUGUGCGACAAGCAUUAGAAAGAGAAGAUUCUAUUCGAACUUUAUUGGAUAAUGGUGCUUCAAUAAAUCAAUGUGAUUCAAAUGGAAGAACAUUGCUGGCCAAUGCUGCCUACAGUGGCAAUCUUGAUGUAGUGAAUUUGUUAGUUUCUAGAGGAGCAGAUUUUGAAAUUGAAGAUACCCUUGGGCAGACAGCACUUACUUUAGCUGCACGGCAAGGGCACACCAAAGUUGUAAAUUGUUUGAUUGGAUGUGGCGCUAACAUAAAUCAUACUGACCAUGAUGGAUGGACAGCAUUGCGAUCUGCAGCUUGGGGUGGACAUACUGAGGUUGUUUCUGCACUUCUGUAUGCUGGCGUAAAAGUGGACUGUGCAGAUGCUGACAGUCGAACAGCUUUGAGAGCAGCAGCCUGGGGAGGACAUGAAGAUAUUGUACUGAAUUUGUUGCAACAUGGGGCUGAGGUGAACAAAGCAGAUAAUGAAGGGAGAACUGCUUUAAUUGCUGCAGCGUACAUGGGGCAUAAAGAAAUUGUAGAGCAUCUUCUAGACCAUGGUGCAGAGGUAAAUCAUGAGGAUGUGGAUGGAAGGACUGCUCUCUCUGUUGCUGCUCUUUGUGUUCCUGCUAGCAAGGGACAUGCUUCAGUUGUGAGCCUUUUAAUAGACAGGGGAGCUGAGGUGGAUCAUUGUGACAAAGAUGGAAUGACUCCACUGCUAGUAGCAGCCUAUGAAGGGCAUGUAGAUGUUGUUGAUUUGCUUCUAGAAGGUGGAGCAGAUGUAGAUCAUACUGACAACAAUGGCCGCACUCCUCUUCUUGCUGCAGCGUCAAUGGGCCAUGCUUCAGUUGUAAAUACUUUAUUAUUUUGGGGAGCAGCUGUGGAUAGCAUUGAUAGUGAAGGACGGACAGUUCUUAGCAUAGCAUCUGCUCAAGGUAAUGUUGAAGUUGUACGGACUCUGCUAGAUAGAGGAUUAGAUGAAAACCAUAGGGAUGAUGCAGGAUGGACGCCUUUGCAUAUGGCUGCUUUUGAAGGUCACAGAUUAAUAUGUGAAGCACUUAUAGAACAAGGUGCUCGGACUAGUGAAAUUGAUAAUGAUGGACGUAUACCAUUCAUAUUGGCAGCCCAGGAGGGCCACUAUGACUGUGUGCAGACUUUACUGGAAAAUAAAUCUAAUAUUGAUCAUAGAGGCUAUGAUGGGAGAAAUGCACUCCGUGUUGCUGCUUUAGAAGGACACAGAGAUAUAGUUGAACUACUUUUCAGCCAUGGAGCUGAUGUGAACUAUAAAGAUGCUGAUGGCCGGCCAACACUUUACAUCCUGGCCUUAGAGAACCAGCUAUCAAUGGCUGAGUAUUUCCUAGAAAAUGGUGCAAAUGUAGAAGCAAGUGAUGCUGAAGGAAGGACGGCACUCCAUGUUUCCUGCUGGCAGGGCCAUGUGGAGAUGGUACAGAUGCUGAUAACAUACCAUGCUGAUGUAAAUGCAUCAGACAAUGAGAAACGGUCAGCUUUACAGUCGGCAGCAUGGCAGGGUCACGUCAAAGUAGUUCAGCUUUUGAUUGAGCACAGCUCCUUAGUUGAUCAUACAUGCAAUCAAGGUGCUACUGCACUCUGCAUUGCAGCCCAAGAAGGACAUAUUGAUGUUGUGCGGAUAUUACUGGAAAAUAGUGCUGAUCCAAAUCAUGCAGAUCAGUUUGGGCGCACAGCGAUGCGUGUUGCUGCAAAGAACGGGCACACGCCAAUAAUUAAACUACUGGAAAAAUAUGGUGCUUCUAGUUUAAAUGGAUGCACGCCUUCCCCAAUCCAUACAAUGGAGCAAAAACCUUUGCAAUCAGUACCUUCAAAAAUGCAAUCCUUAACCAUAAAAUCAAACAGUUCAGGGAGCACUGGUGGGGGUGAUGUACAAGCUGCUUUACGUGGUUUGUCAAAUGGGCCAUCUCAUGCUUUUAGUUCACCCUCUGAAUCUCCUGAUUCAACAGUUGACCGACAGAAGUCCUCUUUAUCUAAUAAUUCACUGAAAAGUUCAAAAAACUCUUCACUUCGUACAACUUCAUCUACAGCAACUGCCCAAACAGUACCUAUUGAUAGUUUCCACAAUAUGUCCUUUACAGAACAAAUACAGCAGCAUUCACUGCCCCGCAGUAGAAGUAGACAGUCCAUUGUUUCACCUUCUUCCACUACUCAUUCUUUAAGCCAGAAUCAUAGUUCACCAAAUAGUGAAUUUGAAUGGAGCCAAGUGAAACCCAGCCUAAAAUCAACAAAACCAAACAAAACUGGGAAAACUGAGAACUCCAACAAAUCCGGGUCUGCUGGGAAAAAAGUAAAACAAACCACUCCCUCACAACCAAAAGUUUUAGAAUAUGAAAUGACUCAGUUUGAUAAACAGAUAUCUGUUACCAAAUGUGGCACUACUGUGCCUCUUAAAAAUAUGCCUGCUGAUACACAGUGCAAAAUUUUAGUCCCUUCAACCCAGCAAGAAGUUUGCCGGUCCCAACAGCAGUUUCUGAUCCAUCAACAAAGUGGAGAGCAGAAAAAGAGAAAUGGAAUAAUGACAAAUCCAAACUACCAUCUUCAGAGCAAUCAGGUUUUUCUUGGUAGAGUGUCUGUACCACGAACAGUCCAGGAUCGAGGACAUCAGGAGGUUUUGGAAGGCUAUCCAUCUGCAGAAACAGAAUUUAGCCUUAAACAAGCCUUAAAGCUUCAAAUUGAGGGAAAUGACCCAAGCUUCAGUUACAAGAAAGAAACACCAUUAUAAAAGGUGAGCACCUUUUAGAGUUGUCCUAUUCAAAGAGUUCUUA